ACCUGCCUUGGCUGACAAGAAAUUUUUAAAAAUCUAUUUAUUUCUAUCUUCUGGUAAAUAAUAUUCCCAUUGAAAAUCUAUGAAUAUGACUGCGAAAGAUGAAAAUCAAAAUGAAUCACGAGUGCCACAUCAAUGGAUGAUUAAAGAAUGCCCAAUUUACAAUCAAGAAUAUAGUGAUUGUACAUCCAUAAGAGCUAGAUUGCAUCAAUGGUUUGUAUUUGGCCAACUUGUGGAUUGUGGACAGUGGAAAAGGGACUCUUUGAAUUGCUGCAGAUGGGUCGAAGAGAAGGAUGUCAAUGCUGCAAAAGAAUUAAUUGAAAGUGAAAAGAAAAGAAGAAAAGAAAGGCUUCUGGCACACUACAGAAACAAUGUGUGGACAAAACGAAAGUCACCACCAGAAAACUGGAAUGCCCCUUUACCCGAUGAAAUACAGAAAGAAUACGAGUCUACCUAUCUUUAUGUAAAAUCCAAGGAAAUGAAAGGGGAAGCACCACCAACUUUUGACCCUAAUAUGAGUUUUUGUACGAUAAUGUGACAUGAAUGAAAAAUAGUGUAGACA
Molecule: messenger RNA, 559 nt
Organism: Ceutorhynchus assimilis (cabbage seed weevil)
Lineage: Eukaryota; Metazoa; Arthropoda; Insecta; Coleoptera; Curculionidae
Source: the annotation of a GenBank genome assembly